Dacryopinax primogenitus is the source of this 1040-nucleotide messenger RNA. Its product is annotated as Metallo-hydrolase/oxidoreductase. The record is from RefSeq and is a predicted model, not a curated record. The transcript is spliced from 4 exons. NCBI's taxonomy places the organism in Eukaryota, Fungi, Basidiomycota, Dacrymycetes, Dacrymycetales, Dacrymycetaceae. The coding region runs from base 1 to 978 and encodes 325 amino acids.
AUGUCCAUCGACGCUGUAAUUGCUGCAUUACCCUUCAGCCCUAUCCCGGAAGGGGAGUCCUACUGCGAGGUCACUCCACUGGCACAAAUCAUCACGCCCUCGUCUUCAGCAACCGCCUUGUACAGGGCGCCCACCUUCUCGUUCUACGUCAAGCAUGAGCCGAGCGGCAAAACCCUUUUCUUCGACCUCGGUAUUCGCUACGAUUGGGAAACGGGGUUCGCGGAAGACCUGAGGAACUUCAUAAAGCCUGCCCCGCCUGUAAUGGUUGGAGACGUGGGUGCAUUGCUCAAAGAAGGAGGAGCAAACCCGGAGGAUGUUUCUGGAGUCAUUAUCAGUCAUCGUCACUGGGACCAUACGGGCAACAUCGCGCCGUUCCCCAAGGCUGAGGUUGUAGGCGGCAUUGACACGUUUAAUGCUGACCUGGGUCGCCAGACGGCCGGUCGGCAGACGCUCGUCCUGGAUUGGUCCAGGGUCAAGAGCAGCAAGAUCGGGUCUUUCGAUCAUGCGUACGACUACUUUGGUGAUGGAAGUAUCUGGCUAUGCGACUCUGCUGGGCACACCGCAGGGCACCUGUCAGCUCUGGUCCGCACGACUCCUUCACCGAACGCGACAUACGUGCUCCUCUCGGGUGACACGUGCCAUCACCCGUUCCUCAUCUCACCCACAACCCACAAUUUCCGUCUAGCGACUUACCCUGCCCGCGGUGGGAGCGAUAACCCUCGUAAGCAUCCUGGGCUGCCCCCGCCUUGCUGCAUGCACUCGGAUAUGGAACGGGCGUGGGACACUGUCUGCCGCACGCGCCGCAUGGAGGCGGAGGACAAUGUCAUGGUAGUGCUUGGGCAUGACUAUGUGUAUUGGAGGGAGUGGCGGGAUAACUUGAACAGACUCUGGCCGAACAAGGCGGGCAUUCACGGCUGGAAGAAGGACGGUCUAAAGAUGGAACGGAAAUACGAGCCCGAGAAGUAUGAUAUUCAAUAGGGAGCUAACAACCCUGCAUUCAGGGCAAUUUCGAGGGUUGAUAGGGAACCGAUGAGCAUACG